AUGCUCAAUGGCGCUUCCAUAGCCAUGCCUUCUGAUUUGCUGGGCAGAGCGAUUUGGUUAGCUGCCCCCAAGUCCAAGGUGACGCCAUCUCGUAAGAAAAUUCGAAACAAUGACCCAACCAAGCGACUUAAGAAUAUCGUGCACUUCCAGGACUGUACUAUGUGUGGCGAGAAGAAGUUGCGCCACCCUGUUAAAGCAGAUCUGAUGGAUGACGUUUCAAUCGGCCUCGAGAUUGAGAACGCGUCGUUCCUAAGCUCAUCAACAACAGCUGAAAAGGAAUUACCCAAGCCAAUAUUGGUGCCUGUCCCGCUUCCGCCACCAACGGUAGUUUCUGUCACUUCAUCGCCCAACCCCUUUGCUUCGACGCCACCUCAACCGGUUGCCAAUGUCGACGAGAGUUUGCGGGUGUCGUACCACUGCAAAGCCAUCAAAUGCUUUCGUCUUCAAUGGGAAGCGGAAGUCAACCCCCGGUGCCCUCGUCAAACGACAAUUGUGAUAAAAAACGCUGUCUACGUAUUCGACGGCUAUUAUUUAUUAUGUCAUGGUGAGCCGCCUGAAAUACCAAGGUUUGAGUACACGCGAGGAGGCGUCAUGUGCAAAAUUCACUUCAUUCUUGAAGACCUUCCAUCUUCUUUGCGCGGAACAACUAGCAACGAUGUGGAUGCUGAUGUCAAUGGUGAAGCUCAUCGAUCGUUCUGCGACUCGUUAUCUUUACUGCAAAGAUACAUUUUCCAGCAACUUCUCGGGAUUCAGCCGGCUCAUUUGUUUAGGAAGGUAUUUCCUGACCCAACUCAUGCUACUGGUGAUGCAUCUGAAAUUUGUGGAGACUAUCACUUGGUGCCUCGAUUUGUUGCCGUGAAUGAAGAGCCACUCCUAAAUGCAAAUGACCUGCGUUCCCCAAACCGUGUAGGAUACGCUAUAGGACGACUAUUACCUGUGCAAAAGUUACUGGAGUACCUAGAUAAUAGCGCAAAAUUUACCGUGCUCGAUUUCUUAAAACAAUUUGAUCACCAAGAGCUUGUGGACUGCAUUGUUUCCACUCGAAUUAAUGGCCAGCCGAAUGCUUUUCGCAUCGAUGAGCUAUUAAUGGAAUCUAAAGAAAAUGUAGACGUCGAGCUGUCAGGCAUACUAACUAAAGAUGGACGAAAUGUUGUUCGUGCCAUUGCUCACCACGGCGAAGGAGCACGCAAUUACGAUGGAGCUAAAUCCAAAAAGAAAAUUCGCAAGUGGCAGGAGAUGGGAAAGUUUUUACAGCUGUCACCUGAAGUUGAGCCUUGUUCUCUUGAACUUCGUCCAGGAGACUGUCAUCUGACAGGUAUCCGUGCUGAUGUAUUCGAGGUCGGGAGCGCUAUGCCAAUGGUACUUAAGUAUGUGCGGCAUUUUAGUUUGCUAAAUAGCUUUGCAAAGACAAUGGGACUUACUUUCCACGAUACGACGCUGUUACGUCAAGCAUUCACUCAUGGUUCAUAUGUUGACGUGGGUAUGCAGAAUGUCAAUACAGUAGAAGCCACACGAUCGCGUGUGCGGCUUGGACACGUCUUUAAUAAUGUUGCGUCGCUCAAGCGAUCGCGUAGUAUGCUGCUUAAUGGAGACUUACCCAUGUCGGGCAAGGUUGCAGGAAACAAUGCUGCUCAGCUCCGUCAAGUGGCUAAGAUGCAUUUAUCGGGUGAAUUUAAAGAAGAGUUUCAUUCGCGAUACUUGUGUCCAUACGAGCGACUGGAGUUCAUGGGUGACGCUGUGCUCAGUUUUCUUGUGGCAUCGUCGGCGUUUUUAAAACUUCCAGACGUCGAUGAAGGAUUUCUUCAUCAAACUCGUGUUGACAUUGCCAGCAACGACAAUCUCGGCAAACUGGCUAAAACUGCAAAUUUUGAGUCGCUGUUGCUUAGUGCUUUCGACGUUACCUCGCUGAAUGAGGAAGUGAAGUCGAAAAUUACCGCUGACUGCUUAGAAGCGCUUUUAGGAGCACUUUACAAAGACCAAGGAAUCGCUCCGUGCAGAGAACUUCUGGGUAAACUCAUGGACAUGCACGACCCUGAAUUGCGCGAGUUGUGCUACUUAUCUACAGAUGACUUGAUGACAAAAGCAAAAUUGUAUGUUGUGAAAGACCAAGCUGUUAUCAAAGCGUGGAGUAAGUAUACCAGCACUCGACUAAUGCAUCGUCGCUUCACCGCAUGUUCUGGCGUCAAUAUCGCCAACACGCACCUAUGGCUUCAAGCGUUUACACAUGCUUCAUUCCAGAAGCCCAAAAUCGGGGAUGACGAGUUUAUUGGGCAUGAUCCAAGCUACGAACGGGUCGAAUUUCUGGGUGACGCUGUGCUCCAGCUACUAUCAUCCGAGUUUUUAAUCGAUGCAUUUCCGUAUCACCAAGAACAUCUAUUGACGCAAGUACGGUCAUCACUUGUAAAAAACAAGAAAUUAGCUAUUGUUGCACGCACAGCGGGGUAUGAAGAGUUUCUCCGUCUAGGAAAUGAUAUCAAGCAAGGCAGUAAUUUGUAUGUUGAGGACGUGCUGGCUGACGCAUUUGAAGCAACGCUCGGUGUCGUUUUUCUCGAGAAUCCAGGCGAUCUUAGCAAGGUUCGCUCAAUAUUAGAGCAAUUGCUCUUUCCUAGACUUACCGAAGCUAUCCGACGUCGUCAGUGGAUGGAGCCCCGCAAGGACGAUUGA
This is a messenger RNA of Plasmopara halstedii, 2664 nucleotides long. RefSeq names its product ribonuclease 3 isoform x5. The transcript has 6 exons. Gene Ontology annotation, molecular function: ribonuclease III activity. The record is from RefSeq and is a predicted model, not a curated record. NCBI's taxonomy places the organism in Eukaryota, Oomycota, Peronosporomycetes, Peronosporales, Peronosporaceae. The coding region runs from base 1 to 2664 and encodes 887 amino acids. Gene Ontology annotation, biological process: translation; RNA processing.